AUGGCGGCGGUCAAUGGCUGGCUGGGAACCCUCGUUAUUUUAUUGAUAAUCAGCGCUUCGAAAGCUCAAGAAGGUUACUUCUGGCACAUCACGGACCACCAUUACGACACAACGUACUGGUCUGAAAUGCGGUCCUGUAAUGACGAAGUUCCGGUUCGUGGUAUCUAUGGCGACUACUGGUGUGACUCCCCCUGGCGACUCGUCAACGACAGCAUCAACGCCAUGGCAAGCAUCAAAAGCAACGUCGAUUUUAUCAUCUGGACUGGAGAUACAGUGGCCCACAUCAAGGACCAAUACCUGAAUGAGUCAGUUAAUCUGGAGAUAAUGAAAGUUGUGACUGACGCUCUGAAGGCGGCGUUCCCAGGGGUCAAGGUCUACGCCACGAUGGGGAACCACGACUGGUAUCCGUCCGACCAAUUCCCUGUCACGUCGCACUUCCUGUACAACGCCACUGCGGAACUCUGGGAAGACUGGAUUGGCGAUGCAGAACAGAUGGCGAACUUCCGGAAAGGCGCCUACUACACAGCGAAGACAGCCCAAGGACUGAGGAUUAUCGGACUGAACACAAACCUGUACUACACGUCGGACAAACUGACCACAGACUUGACUGAUCCUGCUGGUCAGUUCGCCUGGCUGGAGGAGGUCCUUAAGAACGCCAAGGUUGCUGGAGAGAAGGUGAGGUGUUGUUAUCCGCUCACAUUCCUCCCGGCGUUCACGUUCCUGGAAAUGUUCAAUGGCUGGCUAAGUAUUUCAACACCCGCCUCAUCGACUUACUCAAACAAUAUACCGACGUCAUCGCCGCCAUGUUCUUCGGGCACGACCACGCUGACGGAUUCAAAUUAUUACAAGAAUGGGAGUACUCCUGGCACACCGAUGUUUAUGGCGCCGUCGAUCACCCCCUGGCGUUACAAGAUUCCAGGGAAAUCGGGCGAUGCCCACAAUCCGGCCAUCCGACUGGUCAAGUACAACAAGGGCAGCGGCCUCCUGCUGGACAUCCACCAGUACUACAUGGACCUGACUGACAGCAACAAGAACAACGCCUCCAACUGGACAAUAGCUUAUAAAACCAGCGAGGCCUUUGGCUUAUCUGACCUCUCGGCAGACUCCCUUAAUGGCGUUAUUAAGAAGAUGGAAACAGACAAGACCUUGCUUGAUAAGUAUAUCAAGUACAACACCGUUCUCGCCAACGGGGAAAAAACUGUCAAUGAAUGUGGCGAGAAAUGCCGUGCAAUAUUCACAUGUGGCUUCACCCACAUGGACAAAACAUCAUUCGAUUCUUGUGUAGACUUUCGCGUCGGUGCUGCGACAAUGCUCCGUUCUACUACCACCUUUUUUAUCGCUUUGGCUACACUGUACAUCCUCAUGUAG
This is a messenger RNA of Haliotis rubra (blacklip abalone), 1368 nucleotides long. RefSeq names its product acid sphingomyelinase-like phosphodiesterase 3b. Gene Ontology annotation, molecular function: hydrolase activity. The record is from RefSeq and is a predicted model, not a curated record. Bases 1 to 1368 code for a protein of 455 amino acids. Lineage: Eukaryota; Metazoa; Mollusca; Gastropoda; Lepetellida; Haliotidae. The transcript has 6 exons.